AUGUUCAGAGCAAACGACGACAAUAAGCCCUUUAAAGUACUGAUCGUUGGUGGCGGCCUUGCAGGCCUCGUUUUAGCCAAUGGUUUAAAAAACAAGGGUAUCUCCUGUGAAGUGUAUGAACGCGACGUCGAUCCGGAUUUUCGUACUCAAGGAUGGUCUCUCUCGAUGCAUAUGGCUCUUCAAACUCUUCAUGAUUGCAUUCCCAAACAUCGAUUUGAGUAUUUUGGCAGAGAAGUUGGGGUUAAUCACGAAAAGAAUGAAGGAGGAAUGACCUUUACAAACUUUAAUGGCCUGACCGGUGAGAUCGAGACAACACUUACAGCUCCUCCUUAUAAAGUCUAUCGUGUAAAUCGAAAACGUUUUAGAAAAUGGCUUUUGCAAGAUGUGCAAGAUUUGGUGCACUGGAAUAAGAAAGUAAGUCGUUAUGAAGAGCAUGCAGAUGGUGUAAAAGUCUUUUUCGCGGAUGGAACACACGCCGAAGGUGAUCUACUCGUGGCUACAGAUGGUAGCAUGUCAACUGUGGCUCGUCAAUUACUUGGUGAAGAAAAGUUUCAAAGUAUGACUCGUAUUCAUGGUGUACGUGGUUAUGGCUGUAGUCGUUGGAUAUCAGAAGAAGAAUGGAAUGCUCUUGCACCAGAAGGCACCGUGUCUGGAAUCAUACAUGGACGUAUGCCUGCAGAUGCUCCGGAUGAUGGAUUCUCCAAGCCAGCUCUCAUCUUUUACUGUUUAAACAAGGUUGAUCGUAGCCGAGGUAACACGCCAUACGAUGUUCUUUGGUUCCUUAGUAGAUAUACCGAGAACCCAUCUCCUCCUAUGCCAGAUGGAUCGAACAAUACUGAAAUCAUGAAGAAACUCAAAUCCUGCGCCACUAAUGCAUUCCCUGGUGUAACUGCACAUCAACAAUUCAUUGUAAACACACCUGAUGAUACUCCACUUGUCGGUAUCACCAUACGCGAACGAGUACCUGUCUAUGAUGUAUAUAUGGCCAAUACCCAACGUGUCGUGUUGGCAGGCGAUGCUGCUGAUCCCAUGUCCAUGUUCCGAGGAGAAGGCGGUAAUCACGCUAUUUUAGAUGUCGGUGUCUUGGUCAAUGAAAUCAAUAAUGUCGUAUCCAACUCAAAAUCGCUGAAAGAAGCCAUCUCCGAUUACUACAAAGAAAUCAUUCCCCGUGUUGAGCAAGCAGUAGAGGCAUCCUCUAGAGCAGCUACAAUAAUGCAUACUAAUCCUGAAGGUAUUCGUCAAAUGAUGGAAGAAAGAGCUGCUCUCGUAAGAAAGGCACUAGAAGAAGAAGAAGCUCGUGCAUGA
Molecule: messenger RNA, 1305 nt
Organism: Rhizopus microsporus ATCC 52813
Lineage: Eukaryota; Fungi; Mucoromycota; Mucoromycetes; Mucorales; Rhizopodaceae
Product: FAD/NAD(P)-binding domain-containing protein
Exons: 1
Coding region: 1-1305 (434 amino acids)
Molecular function (GO): FAD binding
Source: RefSeq, a predicted model, not a curated record